AUGAGCGCAUCUCCGUACCGUGCAUCCCCUCAGCAGGAUACUCGGAAGCGUCAGACGCGCCGUGAUGAGGCAAUUCGCAAGCGUAUCGAAGGCGAGCUCAGCCGCAAAGCGGGAAAGCCAUCGACCCCCACACAGAACAAGCGGCGCGGAGGGAAUGCUGCGAGCGGCACUGUAUCGGCGCUGCGCCCACUCCCCGCGCUGACUGUUCCCCAAUCCAUGAGCAUUACUGAUGCAAGUCAGCUGUGUGCGGCCAAGCGCACAGACUGUGUGUUGGUCGUAGACGAUGACGAGCAUUUGGCCGGUAUUUUUACGGCGAAGGACCUCGCCUAUCGUAUCGUCGCUGAGAAUCUCGAUCCCAGGGCCACGUCCGUGAGUGAGAUUAUGACAACCUCGCCCAUGGUAACGCGCGAUACGACGAAUGCCACCGACGCACUGAACACAAUGGUCACGCGUGGAUUCCGUCAUUUGCCCGUUUGCAACGAAGACGGCGACGUGAUAGGACUGUUGGACAUCGCAAAAGUGUUUUACGAGGCGCUCGAGAAGCUCGAGCGUGCGCAUGGGACGUCACAGAAGCUUUACAAUGCAUUGGAGGGCGUGCAGAACGAAUGGGGCGGUUCUGCCAUGGGCCCGCAGCAGGCCAUGAUGCAGUAUGUCGAAUCCCUGCGCGAGCACAUGAGCAUGCCGGACCUAAACUCAAUUCUCGACUCGCGCACCUUGCCUUGCACGGUUGGCGUGCGCACCAGUGUGCGCGACGCUGCCAAGGUCAUGAAGCAGUAUCAUACCACCGCCGUUUGCGUCAUGGAGAAUGGCCCCUCUGGAAACGCAGCGAGCGGGCAGGGCAUUGCAAAAGGAAAGAUUGCAGGCAUCUUUACAAGCAAGGAUAUUGUGCUGCGCGUCAUUGCUGCGGGUCUGGACCCCAAGACAUGCAGUGUGAUUCGCGUCAUGACGCCUCAUCCCGAAACUUCGUCGCCUUCGCUGAAUAUCCAGGAAGCGCUCCGAAAGAUGCACGGUACGUUGCAAACACAGCUCACCACAGAUGGCCACUUUCUCAACCUGCCUGUCGUCGACGUCGACGCACGCCUGGUCGGUGUCGUGGACGUGCUUAAACUCACGUACGCAACGCUCGAGCAGGUCAACAGCAUGGGCGACGAACAAGGCAGCGGUGCCGGCGGGCCCAUGUGGAAUCGAUUUUGGAACAGCUUUGGGCAGAGCGGCUCUGUAGACGAGUCGAGCGCGGUGAGUGGCAGCCAGCAACCCUACUCGCCGCACACGGCAGACUUGACCUCGGACGUGCACCCGAAUGAUAGUGCGAGUGCCGUCGGUGCAAGCACACAUGACGGCGCAUCGAAUGCCGGCGUCCCUGAGAUGGACGACGGCACGUACCUGUUCAAGUUUGUCACGCCCAGUGGCCGCGUGCAUCGAUUCCAAGCGCGCUACGACAACUUUGAGACGAUCCACGAGAUUGUCAUGAUUAAGCUCGCCAACGACCCGUUCUUCUUGGAUACAUCUGCAGGUGGGUUUGCUGCGUCUAGCUCCACAAUGCGAACAGAUUUUGACCAAGAUCACGGUUUGCCUGCCCCUAUUUUUACCCCUCCUAUGCCAUCAGGUCCCAGUGUAAAUCCACCGAGUUUAGAUGAUUUCCACCUUGCUUACAAGGACGACGAGGACGACCUUGUGCUGAUUACUACUGACGGCGACGUACUGGAUUCCGUGGCCGUGGCCAAGCACCAGGGCAAGGACCGCGUCUUGCUUAUUCUUCAGGGCGGCAGGACGUGGGACGAGGCGGCGUCGCGCGACGGCUCCUACUCUGGCUUUGCAUCCUCCUCUUCCGUCUCUGCUGCGAACCUGCGGAAGCGCAAGGCAGAAGCAGGCGGCAAUGCGGAAGCGCAAGGGCGCCGCGGAAAAAGCGACCAUAUUUUUGGGUUUUUUCCCAAAGACUUGGCGCUGCCCGCCGCCAUUGGCUUUCUCGGCAUUGCCGUGCUGGGUGCAGUGACACUGACCAGGGCCAACGCGCGCUAA
This is a messenger RNA of Malassezia vespertilionis, 2019 nucleotides long. RefSeq lists its product as uncharacterized. The transcript has a single exon. NCBI's taxonomy places the organism in Eukaryota, Fungi, Basidiomycota, Malasseziomycetes, Malasseziales, Malasseziaceae. The record is from RefSeq and is a predicted model, not a curated record. The coding region runs from base 1 to 2019 and encodes 672 amino acids.